UCUAUAGAAGGAUGGGUGGAUUAACUUCUCCCUUCUCCACCACACUGUAGGUGUGUCCUGACUGUGUCUGUGUAUAAAACCUCACACAUCCACCGCCCCAGGAGAAUCCAGGGAGUCAGAAGGAGGAGGAGGCUGUGUGUGGCCGACAGAGAGGGAAAGAAAGGGAGAUGCUGUCAGUGUCACAGAGACUGUGCGUCUUGGAUGUCCUAGUUGGAAGAGCAUAAACUCUUGCACAUCACAGCAUGACCUCAUCAGUGGAGUAACUGUGGGACAUACAUUCCGCUGCGCCUCUGCGCGACGACAGCAAAGAUGGAGCGGCGCGUCCCCGGGAGGUGCGCACUUCUGUUCCUGCAUCUCCUGACCCUAAUCUGGCACCAAACAACGCGCUGCGCGGCAGCCAAGGAGCUGAAGUGCCAGGAGAUCACUGUGCCCUUGUGCAAGGGAAUUGGUUACAACUCCACCUACAUGCCCAAUCAAUUUAACCACGACACGCAGGACGAGGCUGGUCUGGAGGUGCACCAGUUUUGGCCCCUUGUGGAGAUAAAGUGCUCGGCGGACUUGCGCUUCUUCCUGUGCAGCAUGUACACGCCGAUCUGCCUGGAGGACUACAAGAAACCACUGCCCCCGUGCAGGAGCGUGUGUGAGCGCGCCAAGGCGGGCUGUGCGCCUCUGAUGCGGCAAUACGGCUUUCCUUGGCCGGAUCGGAUGAGGUGCGACCUGCUGCCCGAGCAGGGCGACCGGGAUACCCUGUGCAUGGACUACAACAGGAGCCAGUCCACUGCUGCGUCACCGACAAAUCGACCCCUGAAGCCGUUCAACACAAGGAGAAAAAGCGGUUACGGCCGCGGCCUCCCUGGUCAGAACAAACCGGCGGCCCCCUCUCAGUGUGAGCCGGGCUGCUUCUGUCGUGAGCCCAUGGUCCGGGUGACCAGUGACGCGCACCCGCUGCGCAACCGCGUGAAGACGGGCCAGAUCCUGAACUGUGCCAUGCCGUGCCACAACCCCUACUUUACGCAGGAGGAGAGGACGUUCACUGCGUUAUGGAUCGGCCUCUGGUCCCUGCUGUGCUUCAUCUCCACCUUCGCUACAGUGGCGACAUUUCUCAUCGACAUGGACAGGUUUAAAUACCCGGAGCGGCCCAUCAUCUUCCUCUCUGCGUGUUACAUGUUCGUGUCGGUCGGAUACAUCGUCAGGCUGAUCGCCGGGCACCAGGAGGUGGCGUGCAACGGCGCGGGGCACAUCCACUACGAAACCACGGGUCCGGCACUCUGCACCAUCGUCUUCCUGCUCAUCUACUUCUUCGGCAUGGCCAGCUCCAUCUGGUGGGUGAUCCUGUCCCUCACCUGGUUCCUGGCCGCUGGUAUGAAGUGGGGAAACGAAGCCAUCGCCAGUUACGCGCAGUACUUUCACCUGGCCGCUUGGCUCAUCCCCAGCAUGAAGUCCAUAGCAGCUUUGGCUCUAAGUUCCGUCGACGGCGACUCUGUGGCCGGGAUAUGCUACGUGGGGAACCAGAACCUGGACAACCUGCGUGGUUUUGUCCUGGCACCUCUGGUCCUCUACCUGUUCAUUGGCACCAUGUUCCUGCUGGCCGGCUUCGUGUCGCUCUUCAGGAUCAGGAGCGUCAUCAUCAAACAAGGUGGCACCAAGACUGACAAACUGGAGAGGCUCAUGAUCCGAAUCGGCAUCUUCACAGUGCUGUACACGGUCCCGGCCACGGUCAUAGUGGCGUGUUACUUCUACGAGCAACACAACCGGCAGAUGUGGGAAAUUACGCACAACUGCACGUGCGAGACGGACACGAGCCGCCAGAAACCGGACUACGCCGUGUUCAUGCUCAAGUACUUAAUGUGUCUCCUGGUUGGGAUCACAUCAGGGGCAUGGAUCUGGUCCGGGAAGACGGUGGAGUCCUGGAGGAACUUUUCCACACGGUGCUGUUGGAGCAACAAAACCUCAGUGGGAUCCAUGUACAGCGACGUAAACACUGGACUGACCUGGAGGUCCGGCACCGGGAGCUCGGUGUCCUUCCCUAAGCAGAUGCCACUGUCAAGGGUUUGAUCAUCCACACUGUAAAACACACGAAAGUAUUUAAAUUUUGGUCAAUCUUGCAGAAACUAUUGUGGAGUUUUGUGUCAUUGUUAAAUAAGUUAUGACGCGUUUUAAUAAUCCGAGAUUUACUAUGAAAUAUAUAUGGUCGUAAAUACAUGUGUGCGGACUAUACUAGAUAAAAUAUAUGUAAAACAUGUAUUUUCCUAUGUCAACUAUAAUGUGCUUCUCAAAGAGUAUGUUAAUAUAAACAGUUUCUACAAGGCACAUUACAGUACAUACAGAAAUAUAUAUGUGUACUGUAUAUUUGAAGUAUAAUAACUAUAUCAAUAUAAAUACUAUUACUAUAUACAUUACUAGUACUAUUUAUACUAUAUAUUGCAUAUACAUUUAUUUAUUUAUAUAUAUUUAUACAGAUCCAUUAAGACACAUUUAAUCUUGUCAUUAUCAAAAUGCGACCUAACUUAUGUUAUGACACAAAACUGCCUCAAUAUAUUUGUAGUUAUAUUCCGAGCCUGCUGUUAAAACAUCAUUAUUGUUAACCAUCACUUUCCUGGUAUAAGUUAGUGGAGACAAUGUCUUCAGGUGAUUCGAACCUCUACUUCCAUAUUAACAUCUGUAUGAACUACUAAAACACCAGUCGUCUGUCUGUAAACCUGAAAAACUGACUUUUUACAAACCCGCGUUCACUCAUUAAAAUGACGUCAUUAACACUGCCUCACACAUGGGUCACACACGAGUGUAACAAACUGUAUUUAUAUAAAUAUUGGUUUAUAGAAAUGUGUAAAUGUUUACAUUGAUUUUUUUACACAAUUGUAAAUAUUGUAUGUAUCAACUGAUUUUGACUGAAAGUUUUUUUUUU
Molecule: messenger RNA, 2905 nt
Organism: Cynoglossus semilaevis (tongue sole)
Lineage: Eukaryota; Metazoa; Chordata; Actinopteri; Pleuronectiformes; Cynoglossidae
Product: frizzled-8-like
Exons: 2
Coding region: 310-2055 (581 amino acids)
Biological process (GO): canonical Wnt signaling pathway; non-canonical Wnt signaling pathway
Cellular component (GO): plasma membrane
Molecular function (GO): Wnt-protein binding; Wnt receptor activity
Source: RefSeq, a predicted model, not a curated record